Molecule: messenger RNA, 1332 nt
Organism: Amborella trichopoda
Lineage: Eukaryota; Viridiplantae; Streptophyta; Magnoliopsida; Amborellales; Amborellaceae
Product: nudix hydrolase 20, chloroplastic
Molecular function (GO): 8-oxo-dGDP phosphatase activity
Source: RefSeq, a predicted model, not a curated record
GCGGCUAAUGGCUCACUCGACCCUCUUCAAUUCCUUCUUUCCUCUCACUCAACCAUGGCUCAGGAGCUUCUCUCUUGAUAAUGGUUUCUCUCUCAAGAUGGGUUUCUCUCUCAAGACCUCUUGGUCCAGAAGUUUCUCUCUCAAGACCAUGUUGAAAGGUGAGAGCUUUACAUGGGACCAAGUUCUUGGGAUUGCCAUUGCAGAAGAUGAAGCACAGCAGCUUUCAGGGCUCAAUGGCUACCUCGACAAGGUUCGAAUCUGUAAUCGUCGAUAUGAAGCGAGGUCUAUGUUCAUGCCUUUCAUUCUAGAGGAUGAGAUUGUUGGAUAUGUUCAUCCUGGCUUUGUGGAGCAUCUGAGAAAGUUUCCAAAUGUGUUUACCCUAACAAAGGAUCGCGGUUAUGGUGACCAUGGUGCUGAUUUUCUCACUUUACAUCCAUCACUGGUAUCACCAACAGAUAGAACAGAAGCAGUAGGAGAUGCAAUAACAUGCUUAGAUGAGGGAAUCAUUCCAGGUAUACGGAAUGAGCUCUACCCUGUGACUUCGUCAUAUGGAAAACCAGUGUUCUUCUCAUUGGAACGUGCUGCGGCUCCUUACUUUGGUAUCAAGGCAUAUGGUGUGCAUAUGAAUGGUUACGUUAAUAAAAAUGGAGAGAAACAUCUUUGGAUAGGAAAGAGGAGUAAUUCAAAACCCACUUAUCCAGGGAUGCUUGAUCAUCUUGUUGCUGGGGGAUUGCCAUAUGGAAUUUCUUGCAAAGAGAAUAUUUUGAAGGAAUGCAAGGAGGAAGCAGGAAUUCCAAUAACUAUAUCUGAUACGGUCGUCCCAGCUGGAGCUGUUUCUUAUAUGGAGAUUGAUGGACUUAGGUACAAGAGAGAUGUUCUAUUUUGCUUUGAUUUGCAACUCCCUGAUGGUUUCAUUCCUGCUAAUGAGGAUGGCGAGGUUGAAAGCUUUAAGUUAUUCCCAGUGCCCCAAGUCGCCAAUAUUAUUCGGAGAACAGAAUUUUUCAAGCCAAAUUGCUCGCUUGUUAUCAUUGAUUUCCUAUUUCGUCAUGGGUAUAUAAGUCCAGAUGAGCAGGGAUAUCUUCAACUGCUUCAGGGCUUGAGGAGUGGAGACUGCUCCUGAUUCUUCUUUCUUGUUUUUUUUUUCUUUUGGGGGUGCGGGGGGAUGUAAGAUAUGCAGCUUAAUGUGCAAGUAUGUAAUGGUUGCAAACAUCUUUCGGUUUUGAGGCAAUUGGUGUUGGCAUCAUUUUAUACUCUCAAUGUAUAAUUUACCUAAUUAUUUAUUAAUAGGGAAAGGGGCUGGGGUCGUGGUGGUAGCACCCUCGUAUUUCAGUC